Molecule: messenger RNA, 1740 nt
Organism: Symbiodinium pilosum
Lineage: Eukaryota; Dinophyceae; Suessiales; Symbiodiniaceae
Source: the annotation of a GenBank genome assembly
AUGUCGGACGACGAACUCCCCACCGGCGGCAUGGGCAUGGAGGGAAUGGGCAUGGACGACAUGUCGGACGACGACAUGGGCGACCUGCCAUCGGAGCUUCCGGAGGGUGUCCAGAAGGAGGUGCUGACCCCGGCGCCCGAUGGCAGCUGGAAGAUGCCCAAGAGGGGCGACGAAGUCGUCGUGCACUACGUGGGCACCCUGCAGUCGGAUGGCAGUGAGUUCGACUCCUCAAGGAGCCGGAACAAGCCGUUCACUUUUACUCUGGGCAGGGGCGAGGUCAUCAAGGGCUGGGAUCUUGGUGUCGCAUCCAUGAAGAAGGGCGAGGUGGCCAAAUUCACGCUGGCCCCAGAGUUCGCCUACGGCGACGAGGGAAGUCCACCCAAGAUCCCCGAGAAAGCCACGCUGGUCUUCGAGGUCGAGCUUAUCAGCUGGGUGUCCAAGGACGACCUCUUCGGUGAUGAGGGGGUGAUCAAGACCCAGGUGACAGAGGGCUCAGGCUGGAGGACUCCUACCAGCGUUGCUGAGGUGCUGGUGUCCAUCAAGGCAGAGGCAGGUGGUAGCGUUCUGGAGGAGUACACCGACCUGGAGUAUGUCAUGGGCUCUGACAAGCUGGGACCACUGGCGCAGGCCUGCGACAAGGCUCUGAUGCAGAUGAAGGUGGGCGAGGAGGUGCAGCUCAAGUGCAGCAAGGAGUACGCCCUCGGAGACCGCACGCCCGAGGGUGCUACUGUCACCAUCAAACUGCAGCAGAUCUACGAGACCAAGGACGUCUCCUUCGAGUCUGACAAGACAGUAAUGAAGAAGCAGGUCAUGGAGGGUGAGGGCUACGAGACACCCAAGGAUGGAGGCAAGGUGACCUUGGCCGUAGAUCUGGCCACAGAUGGCUCCGCUCCCUUGCAGGGCUUUGCUGCCAAGACCCUGGAAUUUGUGGCCGGCAACGGUGAGGUCUGCGAUGCCCUGGAGUGUGCCGUGGCUCAGAUGAAGAAGGGCGAGAAGGCCAUCAUUACCGUCACAAGACCAGCACUGGCAGCGGAGGCCCAGCUAGGCUUGGCUUCCUUGGAGAAAGUAGAAAAAGUCCAGCUGACCCUCCGACUGGAGGACUUCGAGAAGUCCAAGGACACCUGGAGUAUGUCGGAGGAUGAGAAGCUCGAGUUUGGAACCGCGCGGAAGGAAGUGGGGGCCGGCCUCUUCAAGUCUGGGCGCUUUGUGAUGGCUCUGCAACGCUACAAAAAGGUGGCGGACAUGUUCAACUAUGUGGACAACUUCCAGGAGGAGAACAAAGCCAAAGCCAAGGAGCUGAAGAAGCUCUGCAACCUGAACAAGGCAGCCUGCUACCUGAAGAUGGAAGAGUUCUUUGAGGCCAAGGGUGCCUGCGACUCCGUGCUGAAGGAGGAUUCUCAGAACCUCAAGGCAACCUUCCGGCGGGCCCAGGCGCAGUUCGGCAUGAAGAACUUCCUCGACUGCAUCCAGGACUGCAAGAAGGUCGUGGAGCUUGAUGCCCAGAACAGGGAGGCGCGAGUCCUCCUGAAGAAGGCCCAUGAGGGUCAGAAGGAGGAGGACAAGAAGUCCAAAGGUCUCUUCGCUACCAUGUGCAAGGCAUUGGGCAAGGGCCCCAUCCCAGAACCGCACAAGGAGAAGAGGCAGUUUGACGACGAGGAUGAGGACGUCGACAUGGAGGAGCCGAAGGAAGGCGCAGACGCUCCCAUGGCAGAAGCAGAGGGAGCUCAGGGUGGAGCGUGA